Neltuma alba is the source of this 565-nucleotide messenger RNA. RefSeq lists its product as uncharacterized. Lineage: Eukaryota; Viridiplantae; Streptophyta; Magnoliopsida; Fabales; Fabaceae. The transcript has 2 exons. The coding region runs from base 24 to 380 and encodes 118 amino acids. The record is from RefSeq and is a predicted model, not a curated record.
CUCGUUAUGCAACGAAAUUCAAGAUGCUUCGUGCGAAGGCAGAGACAGUUCGUUUCGAGGGUCAGAAAUACAGGGGAAAAGCCCUUACCCACCUAGCUUCUUCCUUGAUCCUCUUGAGAGUUUCGAUGGAUACAGUUACAUCUACAGACAAGAGAAGCAAAGCUACCAGCCCUAAUGUAGCUUCUGCAGAAGAAAUCCCUGAAUCUGCAUUCGUCGUAUCCUGUUCUAAAGACUCAAGCCAGUUUUUGGAAUCAACAUCGUCAUCAGAUUCAUCAGAUGCAUCCUCAUUGUCUUUGUUAUCCUCGUCCUCAUUUUCAGAUGAGCCUCUGCAUGAUUUUUCAGAGAUGUUGGCUCAACUUCCCAUCAAGCAAGUGCCUUGAGAAAACUUCGAGCCUUUUGGGCAUCAUGCUUAAUUUAAAUUUUGUAUAUUCCUUUGCUCAAAUGAAGUCCUUUGUGUAAUCUGCAGGAGAGGGCUUUCCAAGUUCUACGAAGGUAAAUCCAGAGCCUUCACAUCCCUCUCAGACGUGAAAUGUGUGGAAGAUUUAGCAAAGCGGCAAAUUCCUCA